CAAUGGAGAAGCCCAUCUGCCUCACCAUCGCCAGCCUGGAGCAGCUGGAGGCAGUGGCCCCGCCUUUCAGCCCGCUGCUCUGGGAGUUCAUGCGGCACGUCUACCCUGGAGGCAUCGGCUGCAUCGUCAAGAAGGGAGAGUGGCUGCGCAAACUAGGAGUGGGCGAUGCGUACGACUACGUGGGGACCAAGGACACCAUCAUGAUCCGCAUCUCAGACCUGACCGUGACGUCACACCUGCUGAGCAUGACCGGGCCGCUGGCCAUCACCUCGGCCAAUCCCAGUGGCGAGCCCGACAGCACGCACCACGACAUGGUCAUAACGCGUCUGGCAGACAAGCUGGACGGCGUGCUCUGCGAUGGUGACUCCACUGAGCUGGUCUCUUCCACCGUGGUCAUCUGCACCAAGAUCGACGAAGGAACUCUGUCCUUCCUGAGGGAGGGGGCAGUGCCGAAGACCAAGGUGCUCCAGAUAUUUGAAACGGUCAAGAACAAGAUGGCUGCCACACAAGAUGCCUGACAUCUCAUAGAUA
Megalops cyprinoides (Indo-Pacific tarpon) is the source of this 531-nucleotide messenger RNA. RefSeq names its product putative threonylcarbamoyl-AMP synthase. The coding region runs from base 3 to 518 and encodes 171 amino acids. Gene Ontology annotation, biological process: regulation of translational fidelity. NCBI's taxonomy places the organism in Eukaryota, Metazoa, Chordata, Actinopteri, Elopiformes, Megalopidae. The record is from RefSeq and is a predicted model, not a curated record. Gene Ontology annotation, cellular component: cytoplasm. Gene Ontology annotation, molecular function: double-stranded RNA binding; tRNA binding; nucleotidyltransferase activity. The transcript has 4 exons.